Molecule: messenger RNA, 743 nt
Organism: Cucumis sativus (cucumber)
Lineage: Eukaryota; Viridiplantae; Streptophyta; Magnoliopsida; Cucurbitales; Cucurbitaceae
Product: 50S ribosomal protein L28, chloroplastic
Exons: 2
Coding region: 67-519 (150 amino acids)
Biological process (GO): translation
Cellular component (GO): ribosome
Molecular function (GO): structural constituent of ribosome
Source: RefSeq, a predicted model, not a curated record
CUUCUCCUCACAAAAACUCAACCAAACGCUCUUCCCAUUUUACAAAGAUAAACUCAAUCGGUAACAAUGGCAGCUUCUGUUGUCUUUGGCUUCACGCCGGCGGCCACUUGUUCCGGUGUAAUGACAACCUCCUCAACCAAACUUCACUUCAGAACUAAACCCAAUUCCGAUCUAGGGUUCCUCACUUCUCAAUUGAGCGGCAUCAGAAUCUCCUCCAACCACUCACUCAUCUCCCCCGCUUCCAUUUCUACUGCUCCUCUCAGGCCUUCCCUUCAACCUGUUGCUCGUAGAAUUUGUCCAUUUACUGGAAAGAAAGCAAAUAAGAAGAACUUAGUUUCUUUCUCCAACCACAAGACCAAGAAAUUGCAGUUUGUGAAUCUUCAAUACAAGAAGGUUUGGUGGGAAGCUGGUAAGCGUUUUGUGAAAUUACGUUUGUCAACUAAGGCUUUGAAGACUAUUGAGAAGAAUGGACUUGAUGCUGUGGCUAAGAAGGCUGGAAUUGAUCUUCGUAAAGAAUGAUAUGGUAAUUCAUGACACUCAAUCUUAACUCAUUUAGAAUUUGAGGAAGAUUUGUUUGUAUUCCUGCUGUUUUUGCCUCUUCUUGUUGUUAGUCAUCUGUUUAUUUUUCAUGGUCACAGUAUUCUUGUAUCUUUGCUUUCCUUCCUCCAUUUGUCAAUGAAGCUGAAAAAUCCAUCCUCUUUCCCUUCUGGGUUUUCUGAAUGUUACAUUUUCUUAGAAGUUCA